Messenger RNA from Cherax quadricarinatus, 4437 nucleotides. NCBI's taxonomy places the organism in Eukaryota, Metazoa, Arthropoda, Malacostraca, Decapoda, Parastacidae. The record is from RefSeq and is a predicted model, not a curated record.
AUGAGCUCAGCUCACCCUGAUAAGAUCAUUAUAGUUGCCUCUUACAACACUCGUUGUUUACGGACCUUAAAUGUUGGCAUCAAUUUCACAAACUCUUAUCUUCUGCAGGUACGAGGUGUUGGAGCAGGAGGAAUUGUCUCCACUGCCUUCUGCAUAUUGUACAAGCUUUACACCCUUCGCUUGACACGUAAACAAGUCACCGGGCUGCUCAACCAUGGGGAUUCUCCUUACAUCCGAGGUUUAGGUUUUAUGUACAUAAGGUAUACACAGCCACCUGCAGAUCUUUGGGACUGGUUUGAGCCUUACAUGGAUGAUGAGGAGGAAAUUGAUGUGCGGGCAGGGGGGGGGCAGACGACGACAGUUGGACAAAUAGUACGUCACAUGCUCUCCAAGUUGGACUGGUACUCCACCCUCUUCCCGCGUAUUCCGGUGCCAAUCCAGAAGGAUCUGGAGAAGAAAUUAGCUGAACGUGCCUCCUGCAAACCAGUAGUUACUGCAGUAUCUGUUAACUCCGCCUCCAACAAAAACGACUGGUACGGCACUAGGGGAGAAGCCGACUCGUGUGCUCGAGAGUCUACACGUACUUAUGAGUCAGGAAACAAAGACUACAGCUCAAGAGACAGAGGAGGUGAGCGUGAAAGAGACAGAGGGAGAGAAUAUGACAGAGACCGAGGCAAAGAUAGAAUAUUUGAUAGAAACUAUGAGAAGGAAAAAGAUCGUGAAUAUGACAAGCGAAACGAAAGGCCGUAUGAGAGGUCUCGAGAACAACCUCGGGAAAAAAAUGGAGAUUAUGAACGCAGUCGUGACCGACACAGAGAACGAGAGAGGGACUAUGACAAAGAAAGGGACCACGACAGAGAGAGAGAUUAUGACCGUCAUCGCCACAGAGACAAGGAGAGGAAGAGAAGUCGUAGUCGAAGCCGGGAUAAGAAACAUCGUCACCGCAGUGACAGAUAUGUGGAUGAUAGAAAUCCUCGAGACUUUGCUGACCUGCUAGAGCGAGAGAAAUAUCGCAUUAAGAAGGAAAAGAAGAAAGAAGGCAGUCGGGAGCACCACCACAGAAGUCGUUCACGCGAACGAGAGCGACGACACCGCUACUGAUCUUCCUAUGCAGUAUUUGUACUACAGAUAAAGAGGAAAUUCUUUAUAUAUUUCCCACAGUUAAUUUUUAAAAGCUCUAGCAUAGUGUCUUGAUCAGUUUAUAAUGAGCUUCUGAAGAAGAUACAUUUAUAAAUACACUUAUUUUGUAAUAAUUAUUUUUAACAUGCUAAUUUUUAAUGAAAAUCAAGUAGCAUGGUCAUCUAUGGCCAUGAUGUUGUCUUUUAUUUCUGCCAUUGGUUUUUGUUUUUAAAAAAUCGUUGGUAGAGCUAUAAAUUGGUUUGCAUUAUCUAUAUAAGAAUAUCUAAAAGAUACUCAUCAUAAAUUUGGUAAUCGGAAGCAUACACGAAAAGUACAGAGGUGUGUGUAACUUUCAAACACCUGGACUACAAGCAGGAUCCAAAAGUUGUCUUUGUUAAAUUAAUUAUCUUAUUAAUGCCAUUCUGCCAUUAUGAAUGACACUUGUCUGAUUACUAAGAACAUGGCUACCUUUCACAGAAUGUUGUUGAGUUUGUCACAAAGACACAUUCUUGUUGCUCCUUAAUUUAAACUUGAAUAAUUACAAAUAAUUAUCCUUGUAAUAUUAUUUUCUAUACAAUAAUAUCUGCAUAACAGAUAACUCAUUCAUAUAUUGAAAUAGGCACUUAAUUCAUUUGUAUGUUUAAACACUAGGAACUCACCUUGUUAGUUGAAACACCAGGAACUGAACAUGUUCAUGAGUUGGGGUCAACCUCUGUACUUUCUAGGUAAUUCCAAGUAACAGAUGUUCUGUGCAUUCACUUAGUGUCAGUGUAAGCUGAAUUUAUCAAAUUUAAUUAUCUUGGUGAGCUAACAUUAUUCCUGUUGGUAUUAGCAAACUCAAAAUUUAAUGACACAUGAUGUGUACACAUCACGUGCCUAUGGUAUGUACACGUGAUGUAUUAAUGGGACAUGUGUACUUGGGUGAUAUGUUGCACAUGUAAACAUGUGCACACACAUUAAGUGCAUACACUGUGCUUUUAAUGCAGUCUUUGACUGUUUAUGUAUUCUGUAUAGAAAAUAUAAAAAAAAGUCAUGUAGUGCAGUAACUUUAUUUUUUAUGGAAUACGUAUAUUAUCUAUGAAUCUUUUCAUCAAGAGAAGACUUUAGAAAACAUUGAUCGUCUUGGAAUCGUCAAUGUUCACGGUUGGUUAGUCUCUUAACUUUGUUUCUAGUUCACAAGAAACACAAAUGAUAUUCAGUGUUAAAUCUCUACUGAAAUUUUGAUUACCAUGACAUGCCACAGAUUUUGUGCAUGGUGUAGUUGUUUAGUCUGAUAAACAGGUUCAAGUGUGCCUGAUAAAAUGUUGGUUAUAUAGAUGGUUUCUGAACAUGGAUAAGAAUUGUGUUACAGAAUGUGCAGAUAUGUACAUGAACUCUGAACAUAGAUAAAAAAUCUGUGCUACAAGAAGUUGUUGGAUAUUUAGAUGAACUCUGAAUAUGGAUAAGAAGUGUGUUAUGAAAUGAUGGGGAUCAUAAUUAUUGUCGAUAAUUAAUAUAAAAGUUUUCACUGGUUUAAUGAAAAUCCUGGGCCUGUGUAAGAGACCAUGACAGUUUAUAGUAAGCCAGAUUACGGGGCCAUAUUUCAUGCUUAAUGAAAUAAAGUUUAAUAACAAAAUAUAAUUUUUCACUUUGAAUGGAGUACCACUCUAUAUUUUGAUUAAUACUCAUGAUCAGAUAGCAUAUCUAAAAAAAAUAAGAUUAUUGUGCCCUUGAGUUAAGUAGAAAGUUGAGAGUAGAAAACUUUUUUUUUGAUCAGUGCUUGACCAUAGAUAGUGGCCAGAUUCAACAAAAGGUGAUUUAGUUGGAGUAGUUGCCAUGGAUAUUAAAUUUGACCUAAGGGUCUGACAAUGUCAGAAAGUCUGUUGGCCUUAGAAGAACACAGCGCUGUAAACAAAGUGGUAGUGGUGAUAGUUCAUCUUGCUUGUUGUGAAAGGCCCUCCAGAAUGUCUUACGUUUGUCAUCAAUUUUCCACAGUUUGCUUAGUAGGUAAUUUAGUUAUGAAAUGAAUAAUAGGCAAGUGCAUAACUAAUAUACUUGUAUGUACGUUGAUUGAGUGACUUCAUUACAUAUUUGUUGCUUUAGUCAUCUGGAUAAUAUUUUCAUGUUUAUGCAAUAAUCAUUUAGUUUUUGGCUUGGAGAUAUAUUGAUCAAUAAUUUUAGAUAAGCAGAUGUAUGCAUACUAUCAUACUAUUGUCUACUGCUGAUUUGUUUACUUAAAGGUACAGGUAUCCCUCACCUUGUGCGAACUAGCUUAAAUACGGUUAUCCCAAUUCUAGCAGUAAUUCACUCUUACAUAAUAGACCCAAGCCCAUCCUCACUUGAUAUUUUAACAAUAUCUUCCUAAUGCCUUCACUGUUAGAAGCCUCAAAUUAAAAAGUGCUGACACAAUUUUUUUAAAUGUUUUUUCUUUCUUAAGGUAAUAACACCAAAAAAUAUGAAAUUUGAUGAAAAACUUAUGGAAUUAUGCAGGCACAAAGUUAGCGGUCUGGGCACAAUUUAUGCAUACAAUCUAUACAUUGGCAAAUUUGCCCUCUUUGAGUAAUAUUUUUAUCCAAUUCCGUUUGACCAAAUUCUAAACUAUUUCACUAGUAUGCCCUCCGUUCUGUUGAUUGAGCACAAGAAACCGCCCAUUCAACUAUCAGAAUGAUCUGAUACAGUGCACUCGGUAGUUAACCAGUUUUACACAAGAAUUUAAAAAAUUCCAGUUUAUAAACAAGAGUCCAAAAUGAACUCUGUAGACAUUCUAGGCACUAAAUCAACAUUCUUCUUUCUUUCAAUGUACCAGCCGCAUCCCACCGAGGUGGGGUGGCCCAAAAGGAAAAACUAAAGUUUCUCCUUUCAAAUUUAGUAAUAUAUAUAGGAGAAGGGGUUACUAGCCCCUUGCUCCCGGCAUUUUAGUCGCCUCUUGCGACACGCAUGGCUUACGGAGGAAGAAUUCUGUUCCACUUCCCCAUGGAGAACUAAAUCAACAUUUCCUCUAUUAAUUAAUCACAUUCUCUUAUAUUACACUUGCCCUCCAUUUUGAAUUUAUCAUGAUGAUAAAUCAAAUAUUUACCUUGCUUCUCAAAUAAUAAAAAUAUAACCAUUAUGGUUUACGGUAUCUUAAUGAUUGGAUCAGACCUAGUAAAAAUCCACAAAACAAGCUGGGUGGAUGUAGCGGAGACCUUACCCAUACUCAGGAAAAUUAUCAAAAAUCUGAUAUUUCUGCUACUUUGAGCCUGAAUUUGGCUUCUAUUCCAUUCAAGCUACUUCUGCUCCUGUAAUCAACUAUUUCAGUAGUAUGUCUUCCAUUAGGUUUGCUUUUGCCAUCAUGCACUG